Messenger RNA from Gracilinanus agilis (Agile Gracile Mouse Opossum), 1274 nucleotides. It is a transcript of the gene ISY1, whose product is annotated as ISY1 splicing factor homolog. Gene Ontology annotation, cellular component: catalytic step 2 spliceosome; post-spliceosomal complex; Prp19 complex. Gene Ontology annotation, biological process: generation of catalytic spliceosome for second transesterification step; mRNA 3'-splice site recognition. The record is from RefSeq and is a predicted model, not a curated record. Lineage: Eukaryota; Metazoa; Chordata; Mammalia; Didelphimorphia; Didelphidae. The transcript has 11 exons. Bases 67 to 915 code for a protein of 282 amino acids.
AGUAACUUCAGCUUCCGGUGGAAACGGCGUGUUGGUGCAGUCAGCCCCGCGGACAGCUCGAGCACCAUGGCUCGAAAUGCAGAAAAGGCCAUGACGGCUUUGGCGAGAUUUCGCCAAGCUCAACUUGAGGAAGGGAAAGUUAAGGAACGAAGACCUUUUCUUGCCUCUGAAUGUAAUGAGCUACCGAAAGCAGAAAAAUGGCGACGACAGAUUAUUGGAGAGAUCUCAAAAAAAGUGGCACAAAUUCAAAAUGCUGGUUUGGGUGAAUUCAGAAUUCGGGACCUGAAUGAUGAAAUUAAUAAACUCCUAAGAGAGAAAGGACACUGGGAGGUUCGAAUAAAGGAACUGGGAGGUCCUGAUUAUGGAAAAGUUGGCCCUAAAAUGCUAGACCAUGAAGGCAAAGAGGUUCCAGGAAAUCGAGGUUACAAAUAUUUUGGAGCAGCUAAAGAUCUUCCAGGUGUUAGAGAGCUUUUUGAAAAAGAACCCCUUCCUCCUCCCAGGAAGACUCGAGCUGAGCUCAUGAAGGCUAUUGAUGCUGAAUACUAUGGUUACCGAGAUGAAGAUGAUGGCAUUUUGGAACCUUUAGAGCAGGAGCACGAAAAGAAAGUCAUAGCAGAAGCAGUAGAAAAAUGGAAAGCUGAAAGAGAGGCCCGGCUGGCAAGAGGUGACAAAGAAGAGGAGGAGGAAGAAAUAAACAUCUAUGCUGUCAAUGAUGAUGAGUCUGAUGAGGAGAGUGCCAAGGAAAAAGAAGGAGAAGAAGGCCAGCAGAAAUUUAUUGCUCACGUCCCAGUGCCCUCCCAGCAGGAGAUUGAAGAAGCUCUUGUACGAAGAAAGAAGAUGGAACUCCUACAAAAGUAUGCCAGUGAAACACUCCUGGCCCAGAGUGAGGAAGCUAAGAGGCUUCUUGGAUUUUAGUAUCUGAUUAUCAUCUGGCGUGGAGUUUCCUUAAUGGUUCAUGAAUACACUUGCCAUCCAACCAGUUCUGUUCACUAACAGAUACAGACUGCCAUGAAAGGCUGAAAGUGGUCUUUUUUCCAGUAGCUUUGGGGAUUGCUUAAUAGUAAUAUUUUUUUCUUUAGUUCCAACCUUGAGUUGUAAAGAUCAUUUUUUUUUUAAUCUAAGAGAUGGUGAAGAACUAAUUGAUUUGGUUUGCUGUCCCCAAGUAUUCCUGGUUGGGUCGUUCAUGUGCUGAACAUUUCAGCGAUUUAUUUUGUAUAAAUGUUUUAUUACUGUAUAAAUAAUUUUGCUUAUUAAGUUUGUAAUACCUAAUCACU